AUGGAGAACUGCAACUUCACUGGUGGUUCUGUUCAAUACUUCUUUAUCGUUGGCUUUCCCAACUUUCAAGAUCAUCAGUUCCCUCUCUUUUUUGUCUUCUUGGUAUUUUAUCUCUUAAUCCUUGUCAGUAACGUUACCAUCAUCGUGGCUGUCGCCACAGAUCCAAACCUCCACAAACCCAUGUAUUUUUUCCUAACUAAUCUCUCUGUCUUAGACAUUCUUCUCACCACCACAACCAUUCCCAAAAUGUUGGCCAUGUUUUUAGUCAAUUCUAAAUUUAUCUCUGCCCAGGGGUGUUUCCUGCAGAUGUAUUGCUUCCAUGGACUAGUGGUGACUGAAACUUUCCUCCUAGUCGUCAUGUCUUAUGACCGCUAUGAGGCCAUCUGCAAUCCCUUGCACUACACAGUCAGAAUGACAAAAACAGUGAAUAUCCAGCUGGCAGCAAGCGCCUGGUUCUCUGCACUCUUGGUCCCAAUUCCAGCUGUUGUCCAGUCAUCUCAGCUGGUCUUUAGUGGAACGCCCAAAGUUUACCAUUGCUUUUGUGACCACUUGGCUGUUGUCCAAGCAGCUUGUCAAAACUCCUACACCAACUUCCAGAAUUUUCUGGGACUCACUAUUGCUAUGAUUGUCUCCUUUGUCCCACUUGUGUUUGUAUCAGUUUCCUACAUCCACAUAAUUAACUCUGUCAUGCAGAUCAACUCCAAAGAAGGACGAAGUAAGGCAUUUUCAACUUGCUCCUCUCACCUGAUUGUGGUUAGUACAUAUUACACCUCCAUUGCCAUGGCAUACCUUUCCUACAGGGUCAACAUGCCCAUUGAUGUCCAUGUCAUAAGCAAUGUGGUUUUUGCUAUUUUAACCCCAUUGGUCAAUCCUCUCAUUUACACUCUGAGGAACAAGGAAGUCAAAAGGGCUGUGAAAAAGUUUCUCAAUCUUAUAAUUUUAUUUCAUGGGCUAAAGAUGGAAUCAGUAUAG
Rhineura floridana is the source of this 972-nucleotide messenger RNA. RefSeq names its product olfactory receptor 2AT4-like. The record is from RefSeq and is a predicted model, not a curated record. Gene Ontology annotation, molecular function: olfactory receptor activity; G protein-coupled receptor activity. NCBI's taxonomy places the organism in Eukaryota, Metazoa, Chordata, Lepidosauria, Squamata, Rhineuridae. Gene Ontology annotation, biological process: G protein-coupled receptor signaling pathway. The coding region runs from base 1 to 972 and encodes 323 amino acids. Gene Ontology annotation, cellular component: membrane. The transcript has a single exon.